Molecule: messenger RNA, 2391 nt
Organism: Nestor notabilis (Kea)
Lineage: Eukaryota; Metazoa; Chordata; Aves; Psittaciformes; Psittacidae
Gene: ABCB9
Product: ATP-binding cassette, sub-family B (MDR/TAP), member 9
Exons: 11
Coding region: 1-2391 (796 amino acids)
Biological process (GO): peptide transport; transmembrane transport
Cellular component (GO): lysosomal membrane
Molecular function (GO): ATP hydrolysis activity; ABC-type oligopeptide transporter activity; ATP binding
Source: RefSeq, a predicted model, not a curated record
AUGCGCGCCUGGAAGGCAGUGGCCAGCACGCUGGUGCUCAGUGGGGCUGAUGUGGUGGUCACCACACUGCUCUACACCCAUGGCCGCAGUGGCCAGGAUGUCCUGCAGGACCUGCGGCACUUCAACAUCUUCAACUCGCUGCUGGACAUCUGGGGGGGCUGCCUCUACCGCAGCUGCGUGCUGCUGGGCGCUGCCAUCGGGGUGGCCACCAACACAGCCUACGGCCCCCGGCGCCUCAGGGCAUCCCGGACCUUCAUCACCAUCAUCUGCCUCCUCAUGGGCAUCUACAUGAUGGUGAAGCUGCUGCUCUACUCGGAGGUGCGGAGGACCAUCAGGGACCCCUGGUUCUGGGGGCUCUUUGCCUGGACCUACGUGGCGCUGGCGGCCACCUUCGGGCUGUGGCAGCUACUGGCUUGUGUCACCUCCUCCCGAGAGGCGCUGUGCCCGGGCUCCGAGGCCCGUGCUGAGGCAGAGGAGAGCUGUGAUGGGGUCGCCCAACGGGACAAGCGGGAGGAGGCGGCGGGUCCCACCAUCCAUAAACUGCUGUCCUACACCAAGCCAGAUGCCUUCUUCCUGGGCAUUGCCUCCUUCUUCCUCCUCGUGGCCGCACUGGGAGAGACCUUCCUGCCCUACUACACCGGGCUGGCCAUUGAUGGUAUCGUGGUGCAGAAGAGCAUGGACCGCUUCUCCACAGCAGUGCUGGUCAUGUCGCUCCUCGCCAUAGGAAGCUCAUUUGCCGCAGGUAUCCGCGGCGGCGUUUUUACACUCAUAUUUGCAAGACUGAACAUUCGCCUCCGCAACUGCCUCUUCAGGUCGCUGGUGGCUCAGGAGAUGAGUUUCUUUGACGAGAAUCGCACAGGGGAUGUCAUCUCCCGCCUGACAUCGGACACGACCAUCGUGAGUGACCUGGUUUCCCAGAACAUCAACAUCUUCCUGCGCAACAUGGUGAAGGCCACAGGGGUGAUCUUCUUCAUGUUCAGCCUCUCCUGGAAGCUCUCGCUCGUCACCUUCAUGGGCUUCCCCAUCAUCAUGCUGGUGUCUGAUGUCUAUGGGAAGUACUACAAGAAGCUCUCCAAGGAUGUGCAGAACGCCCUGGCCAAGGCCAACAACACUGCUGAGGAGACCAUCUCUGCCAUGAAGACCAUCCGCAGCUUUGCCAACGAGGAAGCGGAGGCAAACGUGUACUGGCAGAAGCUGCAGCAGGUUUACAAGCUCAACAAGCGGGAGGCCAUGGCUUACACCUACUACGUCUGGUCCAGCGGGCUGACUCUCCUGGUGGUCCAGGUCAGCAUCCUUUACUAUGGUGGGCACCUCGUGAUCUCAGGGCAGAUGACAAGUGGAAACCUGAUAUCCUUCAUCAUUUAUGAGUUCGUCUUAGGAGACUGCAUGGAGUCCGUUGGCUCCGUCUACAGCGGCCUGAUGCAGGGAGUGGGAGCUGCGGAGAAGGUGUUUGAGUUCAUCGACCGCAAGCCAACGAUGGUGAAUGAUGGGUCCCUGGCCCCGGACCACGUGGAUGGGAAGGUGGAGUUCAGAAACGUGACGUUCUCCUACCGCACCCGCUCUGCCACACAGGUCCUGCAGAAUGUGUCCUUCACCCUUCACCCCGGCAAAGUGACCGCGCUGGUGGGUCCUUCCGGGAGCGGGAAGAGCUCCUGUGUCAACAUCCUGGAGAACUUCUACCCUCUGCAAGACGGGCAGGUGCUGCUGGACGGGCAUCCCAUUAACAUGUACGAUCACAAGUACCUGCACUCAGUGAUCUCCCUGGUGAGCCAAGAGCCGGUGCUGUUUGCUCGCUCCAUUGCAGAUAAUAUUUCCUAUGGCUUAACUUCAGCCUCCUUCGAGUCAGUGGUCCAGGCUGCCCAGAAGGCCAAUGCACACUCCUUCAUCACCGAGUUACAAGAUGGAUACCACACAGAGGCAGGUGAAAAAGGAGCUCAGCUGUCAGGUGGCCAGAAGCAGAGAGUGGCAAUUGCCAGGGCCUUGAUCCGAACUCCCCCUAUCCUGAUCCUGGAUGAAGCCACAAGUGCACUGGAUGCAGAGAGCGAACACGCGAUUCAGCAGGCGAUCUAUGGCGACUUGCAGAACCACACAGUGCUUGUCAUAGCUCACAGGCUGAGCACUGUGGAGAAGGCACACAACAUCAUUGUGCUGGACAAGGGCCGCGUGGUGCAGCAGGGCUCGCACAAGGAGCUCAUGGAAGAAGGAGGCCUUUAUUCCAAGCUGGUGCAGAGACAGAUCCUGGGACUGGAGGGGGCCGGCGCAGACAGUCUCCAACCUGCAGCCCGGGGGGAUACAGCGAAGGUGCCCGGGGGGCUGGAGGAGGAGUUCAGGAUAGACCAUUCUCUGCCGGCCGUGGCACAGGACGAUUACAACAACGCUGCUCACAAGUGA